Molecule: messenger RNA, 585 nt
Organism: Trypanosoma theileri
Lineage: Eukaryota; Euglenozoa; Kinetoplastea; Trypanosomatida; Trypanosomatidae
Product: small GTP-binding protein
Exons: 1
Coding region: 1-585 (194 amino acids)
Biological process (GO): vesicle organization; endoplasmic reticulum to Golgi vesicle-mediated transport; membrane organization
Cellular component (GO): endoplasmic reticulum exit site; COPII vesicle coat
Molecular function (GO): GTPase activity; GTP binding
Source: RefSeq, a predicted model, not a curated record
AUGGGAUGGUUCUCAUGGUUCUGGGGCAUGAUGUCCUACCUUGGUUUGAGCAACAAGACGGGGAAAAUAUUAUUCCUCGGACUCGAUAAUGCCGGAAAAACAACACUCCUCGGAAAACUCGCCACUGACCAGGUACACGUGCAUCGACCUACUUUUCACCCUAAUGUUGAAGAACUCACAUUGGGUGGAAUAAAACUAAAGACAAUUGAUAUGGGUGGUCAUUUGGAGGCUCGCCGACUAUGGAAAGAUUACUUCACGAAGGUUGACGGUGUUGUCUUCAUUGUGGAUGCUGCUAACCCCGAACGUUUUCCCGAAGCAAAACAAGAACUUGACAUGCUUUUACAAACAGAAGAACUUGCCAAGACACCCUUUAUCAUUCUUGGUAACAAAAUUGACAUGCCACGUGCAGUUUCCGAAGAACAUCUUAUUGCUGCAAUGGGUCUUACCGGACUUUCUACAGGCAAACAAAACAAGGUAACUGAUGCAGCCGUGCGCCCUCUUGAAGUUUUUAUGUGCAGUGUGAUCAAAAAGGUCGGAUACGGUGAUGCCUUUCGUUGGCUUUCGCAGUAUCUGCAGAAUUCAUAG